UAUCCUCUCUGAACAAUCAAAGGCAAUGGUCCUUACGGAGUCGCGGUUUACGAGGGAGACUUUUUCACUGCAAAAGCCAGGGAAUUAAACACUCACUGUUGGAAUGAACCAGAGCCCAGUCAGUAGUCGCUAUGGAUUAAAACGGAAAUAGUUGUGAUGGCUGUAAAUGUGAAAAAGUAGCCAGAACAUCUACAGAGCAGCAAGACCGUCAGCAAGCAGCUAGAUGCACGAUCCUUGCUAGUAUGAGCGAGCCGAACGGUCACAAACCUGGCUGCAGUCACAAUUCCUCAAUAUUUUAACUCAACCAGCCUCGUGAAACCUUGAACGACUUUUUGCUACUUUCAAUUCCGAACAGUCCAAAGUCGGCUACAUUUUUGAUUCUGACAGAAUUAUGGCGGGGAAGCUGACAGCAGGCUCGGGAAUACUGCUCGUGACAGCCAACGUUGGAUCGCUCUUUGAAGAUCUCGAUAACCUACAGAAGACAUGGCUGCGGGAAUUCUACCAGACUGUCCAAUCACACAAGCCCCACUUCAUCGCAGUGCACUGUCAGGAGGUGGGCGGGAAGAACUACGAAGCGUCCAUGGCACACGUGGAUUGUUUUGUCAAAGAGCUGCUGUCCAGUGAUGCCAUGAAGGAGUACAACAGAGCCCGUGUCUACCUCGACGAGAACUACAAAUCCCAGGAACAUUUCACAGCACUAGGAAGUUGCUACUUUCUUCACGAAUCCUUGAAAAACAUCCACCAGUUUGAUUUCAAAGCCAAGAAAUUCAAGAAGGUGGUUGGGAAAGAGAUCUACUCAGACACUCUAGAGAGCACAUCCAUGUUGGAGAAGGAGAAGUUUCCUCAGGACUACUUCCCUGAGUGCAAGUGGUCCAGAAAAGGCUUCAUCAGGACGAGAUGGGCUCUGGCUGACUGUGCCUUUGACCUGGUCAACAUCCACCUGUUCCACGAUGCCUCCAACAUACUGGCCCGGGAGAAGAGCCCCUCUGUCUACUCCGGGAUGAGACAGAAGGCCCUUGGCUUUGUUUUAGACAGGAUCACUGACCAGCGGUUUGAGAAGGUGCCAUAUUUUGUCUUUGGGGACUUCAACUUCAGGUUGGAUACAAGGCAGGUUAUCGAGAGUCUGUGUUCCACUGCCACCAUGCAGACGGUCAGAGUAGGUGACACCAAUGAAGUGGAGAAGCUAAUAUUCAGAGAAUCAGAGAACGAUCGCAAGGUUGUACUUCAACUUGAAAAGAAGCUUUUUAAUUAUAUCAACCAGGACGUUUUCCGUGAAAACAAUGGGGCCCUGUUUUUACAGUUUGACAGUGAGCUGUCCUGUUUCAAGGAACGGCUGCACGAGCUGGAGAUCUCCUUUCCUCCCAGUUAUCCAUACAGUGAAGACAGCAGUCAGGGAAAGCAGUACAUGGACACCAGAUGCCCUGCCUGGUGUGACCGCAUCCUCAUGUCUGCUACAGCUAAAGACCUGGUCUUAAAGCCUGAAAAUGAGGAGAAAUACUUGGUCUACGACAAUAUAGGGCCCAAUGUCUGCAUGGGGGACCACAAGCCUGUCUACCUGUCGUUUCGAUUAACAGCCGGGGCAGGUAAACCUAAUGCAAAUAAGCACAAGUGUUGUAACGUGCAGUGAUGUCGUGGGAAGUGGUGCCAAAGGGUGGAGAAGAUCUCUGCCUGAAGGGCCUCUGUGAUAAGAAUCAAGAGUUGGACACCAACACACACACACACACACAAACACACACACGGAAGACCCUAUACAGACUGUUCAGCAGUGCUGACCAGUUGCAGUCGUUCUAACACUUCAUCCAUACAAGCUGUUGUUUUUCCACACAACACGUCUGUAUCUGGACUUCCCACCCGAGAGACGUUUGAGAUAAGACACACCUCACUGACCUUACCAUUGCUACGUGCACCCCAGUCCCCCAGAAGAAGGAAAAAAACUAUUUUACAGCCUUGUUGCCAAAACUCUAGUAGAAAUCAGUCUUAACUACAUUAUUUUAGAUAACAUACUUGCAAUUGUAGGUAUGUCUCUAUGUAUAGGAGCUACUUCCAUACAGUAUGUAAUAUGUUUUUAAAAAGUGCAUAUCUAUAUUGUUAGGUUUAUUUGUACAUUGGACAGUUUCACAUGGAGUUGUUGAUGGUUUUAGUGCCAUUGUCACUCUUCUGACCAAACUUUGUGGUCCCACUAUUUAGAAUAGAUACAUAUUUUCGGUUUAUUUCAAUGACUUUUUAUUUUAUUUUUAUUUUGUCAUUGCUGACUUGUGUGCCUAACACACUGCCAUGCCUCACACAUCAGCUGAAUCUCAUUUGAUAUACUGUACUUUUUAAAGAGAGAAUUUAUCAUUCUUAACACAAUUGUUAUGAAGUAUAUGGAGACAAUAUGGCUGCAUGGGUGUUCCAUCAGCCAUGACCUUUGACUCUAUCAUUACAAGUGAGAAAAAACAAACACUUUUUAGCCAACAUGAUUCAUACAGUAUAGUGUAUCCAAUUAUGUUUUAAGCAGUGCCAUAGACCAUGCAAGUAUAUAAGAUUGUUUCAUAUAUAGCACUCACAUUAUUAUUAUUCUAACUUAUUUCUAUGUAAUGAUAUUAUGGUUCUGAAUGUGAUGUUUUUAGAUAGGCUUUGGUAUUCUUUAAAAAAUGUAAAGGUCUUCUUUUUUUUACUGCAUUAUGGUGCCAAGUAUACACAAAAUGAAGUGUGAAAAGUCAACAUAAAAUACACCAGUCCAACUGAUAGAUAAAGGCCUUGAUUAUACAUUGUAAAAAAAAACUUUAAGGAAACGCUAAAGGCAGGAACGACUUGAGAGAAUUGCUUUUUAAUUUUGUAUGUAGCCUUCAACAGCCUUCAUUGCUAUGUUGCAAAUAAUUUCCUCUCGUCGCUCGUUAGAGCAUUAAACUGCAAUUAGGGGAGGCUGUUGUUGAAAAGAGAACGUUUCCUGUUAUUGAUUUAAUUUACUACACUACAGAGCUCAGACUGUGUGAAGCCGUUAGAUUGCUCCUUGAGUUUUCCAUCUAAAUCACCGCGAGUUGAAAUGAUUUUGUGCCUGCUGCAGAGUUCAUGUUGUCUUGACAGUGUGAUUCGGUUCGUGGGCAAAACUGCUUGUGUUUCCCGCUGGUCACGUGUUAAGAGAAGCGACAGUUUGUUCACUCCUUUCAGCAGAUAGAGAUUAUAUUCUACCCAAAUGGACGACAUGGCCUCUAGUGUUGAUUAUACGGUUCUCAAGCAAUAAAACCAUUAGAACUAAA
This is a messenger RNA of Oncorhynchus gorbuscha (pink salmon), 3239 nucleotides long. RefSeq names its product inositol polyphosphate-5-phosphatase A-like. The transcript is spliced from 16 exons. Gene Ontology annotation, biological process: phosphatidylinositol dephosphorylation. The coding region runs from base 392 to 1627 and encodes 411 amino acids. Gene Ontology annotation, molecular function: inositol-polyphosphate 5-phosphatase activity. The record is from RefSeq and is a predicted model, not a curated record. NCBI's taxonomy places the organism in Eukaryota, Metazoa, Chordata, Actinopteri, Salmoniformes, Salmonidae.